This is a messenger RNA of Colletotrichum godetiae, 2750 nucleotides long. RefSeq names its product fungal-specific transcription factor domain-containing protein. Lineage: Eukaryota; Fungi; Ascomycota; Sordariomycetes; Glomerellales; Glomerellaceae. Bases 125 to 2413 code for a protein of 762 amino acids. Gene Ontology annotation, molecular function: zinc ion binding; DNA-binding transcription factor activity, RNA polymerase II-specific; sequence-specific DNA binding. Gene Ontology annotation, biological process: positive regulation of transcription by RNA polymerase II; DNA-templated transcription. The record is from RefSeq and is a predicted model, not a curated record. The transcript is spliced from 6 exons.
CGUUGCGGAGGAUCCUUGCAGGUGUUGUCCCGAUCCAUUCUAAAUCGGCUCAAAGCCUUCCUACUUUUCGUUCUCACGGCAGUCCUCGCCCAUACAUACACGCCGAGUCAGGAGAAUACUCGGAAUGACUGCCCACGUUCGGGCUGGAAACAUGCGCGAUGAGACAUCCCCCGUCGACCUGGUUGACAGCGCGUCAGCAAUCUUCAACGCAGAGGGCCCCGUGAGCCCCCGCACCGCUCCACCGGCCACGACUUGCGAGAAGUCUAAUUCGGCGUGCAUCUACGAGCGAGCACUGAGACCACACUAUCCUGGAGGCAAAUCACUAUAUAUCAGCGCACUAGAGGAAAGAAUCGCAUUCCUCGAAGCACGUUUGCCAGAUUUUGCCGAAGACCACUUCGCGGUGACAUCUUUCGCAGCAACACCUCCGGAACCCAAGACGAGAGGUUCGCAGAGAGACUCAAGAGACUCACCUUCGGACGAUGAGCCAUCAUCAUUAGUUGAUGGCGUUGCCUACCUGUCGUUAUGCGCAUCUGGCACAAUAGACACCGCCCCAGAGCCCUUUUACCUAGGGUCGAGCUCCGGCGCCACGAUUGCGCGGAUGAUUCAGUCUUCCAUCUUUCACAGCUCGGGUCAUAAAGCUGGAGUUGAUUCUAUGGCAACAAAUCAAACUGUACCGUCAUCUCCGAUGCACUCGCGAGGGAAUCCUUCGGUAUCCUCCAGCCCGGAGGAGCCCCAGUCUGAGUUCCCGUUCCCCGAGCAGGCGAGGAUGCUCUUCGAUGUCUUCUUUGAUCGGCUUCAUACGCGAUGGCCUAUCCUGGAUCGUAAGCUGUAUACAAAGCUGUUAGAAAAGCAGUAUGAACAAGGGGCGCUUACGAUCCAGAAUCGAAGCAUUAUGCACCUGGUGUACGCCAUUUCGGCAAAAUUCCUGCAGUUGAUGAAGAAGCCCUGCGACGUGGACCCUCAGAAACACCUCAUGGCUGCCAUCGAGCCGAUGGAUUAUAUUCUGGAACAACAUAACUUAGCCACCGUCCAGCUUCUCCUUCUGCUCGCAGUUCACGGGACGAGAAGUCCCUAUGGUGCCGGCGCAUGGUCUCAGGUGCGAUACGCUGUUACGCUCUGCAUAGAACUAGGUCUCCAUCGAAAGCAGUCAGGCACCUCUACUCACAAUCCACGCGAUCUUGAGAUUCGAAGGCGCGUUUUCUGGUCUAGUUACUGUUUGGACCGCAUGACGAGUGUGGUGCUUGGACGGACUUUCGCCAUCGCCGACAGAGACAUCAACGUGGAGAUUCCAAGUGACAAUUUGGAGUUUUGGGACUUGACAGCUCUAAAUCACCCGUCAACCACAUCAGAAAUGCCCUGGUCAAACAUGAAACCGUUCAUCCACAUUAUCAAGCUCCGGAGAAUACAAUCCAAGAUCCACCGCCGAGUAUACCGAGUUGAUAAAGACGUCUUGUCAGAGUCCUUGGAAGAAAGAGUCAAACUCGAUUCCAAAAUGAGAGAAGUCAGAGCCGAGCUCGAUGAGUGGGCGAGAACAGUCCCUCAUCCGCCAAAAGACGCUGGAAGCAUAACUUGGAUGUAUGAUCCGGAAAGCGCAUAUCACGACUCUAGAGAUUUCUUCGAUCUGCAAUACUACAAGUCAGUUUUAUCGCUCUUUACCGUACUCCUCCCCACUCUCAAAACCUCCGACUCGCGGUUCAUCACCACCGCCCAGUCCGCCGCCCGCGUCUGCACGGCAUACAAGCGUCUCAACCAGCAAAAGACGCUCAGCUACACCAUGAUGGCACUCCACUCGUGCUUUAUCGCGGGUUUAACACUGGUGUACUGCUUAUGGCGGGACCGCUCUCUCUUCUCGUAUGACACGCUCGAAGCUACGAGAGCAUGUUCUCAGUCUUUGACCAUCUUUGGCGAGAAGUUUCAUGGCGCGAUCAAGUACCGCGAUAUCUUUGAUGCUCUCUCGGGAAGUUUGUUGAAGACAAUUGUUGAUCCGAUAACGGGCCCAGACGAAGGAUCAAAGCCCCUCGAUGUAGACCUGGGAGUGAAUGCAGGGGUGUAUCCGCCGAUGGCGCCCGCAAAAACUCCGGGAAGCAUGGCCAUUGAAGGGAGCAGCGGGGCCGAGGAAAAGUCAUCCGUGACUAAUGCGAUCUCUGAUGCCGUGAAAGAGGCGUUUAUGGAGGCGGACGAAGAAGCACCGGGCGGUUGGCAGGGUUGGAGGAUGUUUAACGAAAUGGUGCAGCCCGAUCUCGCCGAUGAAUCUGGAAAGGUCUAUGGAAAUUAUCACGAAGGAGACUGGCCGGACAGCAAGUGGAAUAAUCUUGGGCAUGAGCUGGGCUUCACGGAAGAGCUCAAACAAGGGAUAGAUCAGGACGUUACGGAAUCAGACUGGGAUUUCGAUGGGCAUGGAAAAGUGAGCUGAAGACAAUUUUCAAGGUGGGAACUUCACGAGCUAUUGGCGCCGGUUUAUUGCGAAAUGGUAGAUCGCAAAUAGUUUGUUAGGUUGGUUGCAUCUUUAUAUUACUUAGAGAUGAGGUAAGUAGGUACAAACAGCACGGCACUGAACGUCUGGGCGGCGACGUUGAGAGCCAAACACUUAUAAGGGUACGAGUCCAGUCCCAUUUACUUCAACCCUGUAGUCACGCUUCCGGUCUGGAAGGCACCGAUUGGAGAUCCUCUCGAGAACUUGAGAUCCUUCUAACAUGGCUAAGUUUUGUCUCGGGCUUUAUUGAACAUAAUGCCGAGUGGGAACUCUGACC